ACGAGGGAGGGUGGAACAGAGGUAGAGAGAUUCACACAGCAUAGCCUUCACUGGGUACACAGCAUCGCUCCCAAACGCACUCACAGGCAACCAAAAAGACGCUAAAGACAUCAGAAUCCUUUAAGACGACAACAAAACACAGUCCUUCAGCAGAGAUGGGGCCUGGAUUGUUCUGGAACUUCCCAUCCAAGACUAGCUGCACGGUUCCACAGAGCCUGCUGCAGACAAUGUUGCUCUCCAGGAUGGCUGGCAUGAAGGAUCAGCAGUUCACUGAAGAGAAACCACUACUGCCAGAAUCCAGGGGACAGGAAACAGAGAUGGCUAAAGGACAGUGUGUGCAAGCGCUGCCCUGUGCUACGCCCUCCCCCCCCACGGCUCGCCCCCCAAAACGCUGGCAUGCCAUCGCCCAACACUGGCUCGGCCUGACGCGCCGUCGGACCAGCGGGUACUUCCCGGAAAACUGUGAGACCUUUGUGGCAGAAGGAGACUGGAAGGAACAUGACAUUGAAACCCCUUAUGGGAUGCUGCACGUGGUGAUCCGCGGGGCUCCCAAGGGCAACAAGCCAGCUAUCCUGACCUACCAUGAUGUUGGGCUCAACCAUAAGCUGUGUUUCAACACCUUCUUUCACAAUGAAGACAUGCAGGAGAUCACAAAGCAUUUUGUGGUGUGCCACGUAGAUGCCCCAGGCCAGCACAUUGGUGCCCCCCAGAUGCCACAAGGGUAUCAGUAUCCGACCAUGGAUCAGCUGGCUGGUAUGCUUCCUAGUGUGGUUCAACACUUCGGCUUCAAGAGCAUUGUUGGAAUUGGAGUGGGGGCUGGUGCCUACAUCCUCGCCAAAUUUGCGCUGAUUUUCCCUGAUCUUGUGGAGGGUCUGGUUCUACUCAACAUUGACCCUAAUGGGAAGGGAUGGAUCGACUGGGCCGCCACAAAACUGUCAGGACUCACCAGUACUUUACCAGACACUGUCCUGACCCACCUGUUUAGCCAGGAAGAGCUUAUGAGCAACACAGAAGUGGUUCAGACUUACCGUCAACAGAUCAACAACACCAUCAAUCAGUUUAACCUACAGCUCUUCUGGAACAUGUACAACAGCCGCAGGGAUUUGGAAAUGAACCGCAGUGGCUCUGUGCUAAAUGCUAAGACCCUAAGGUGCCCAGUGAUGCUGGUUGUUGGUGACAAUGCUCCAGCCGAGGAAGGCGUGGUUGAGUGCAACUCUAAACUGGAUCCAACCAAUACCACAUUCCUUAAGAUGGCUGAUUCAGGUGGAAUGCCUCAGAUUACACAGCCUGGAAAACUCACAGAGGCUUUCAAGUACUUCCUGCAGGGAAUGGGUUACAUUGCUUAUAUGAAGGAUCGGAGAAUGAGUGGGGGGCCAGUGCCUUCGGCCAGUAUGACCCGUCUUGCUCGCUCACGAACAGCCUCUCUGACCAGCGCCGGCUCCGUGGAUGGUUCCCGCAACCGUGCAUGCACGCACUCAGAUAGCAGCGAGGGCGUCGGGCAGGUCAGCCACACCAUGGAAGUGUCCUGCUGAACCCUCUUACACUGUCUCACACGCACACGUUUAGAGAGACGUGGCAUGGAAGGAGGGCGUGAGAAGAAUGGAGGUCUCAUAUUCCUUUCAUUCUUUCUUUCUCAGCCAUUUUCUAUGUCGUUUUCUCUCAGUUUUUCAGUGUUAGCCAUCUUAAAGGAAUAGUUGACUAAGAAAAAAUACCAUCAUUUACUCACCCAGAUGUCUUUAGAAACCCAUGUGACUUGAUUUCUCCUGUAGAGCACAAAAUGAGAUGUAUAUAGUCCAAGCAGCUGUUUUCCAUAUAAAUGACAGUGAAUUGAGACCACAACUGAUUAUUAUUAUUAUUAUUAUUAUUCUUUUUUUUUUGUGAAUUAGCUUUAGAAAACCUAAAAUGUCAUACACAGGUCAUGUAAACCACUUUUAUUAUACUUGAGCAUGAUGUCACUUGGUCCCCAUUCACUUCCAUUGUAUGGAAGAUAGCAGCUUGGACGUUCUGCUAAACCUCUGCUUUUGUGUUCCACAGACGAAAUAAAGCUAUACAGGUUCGGAAGAGUCUUAGUUUGAGGUUUUCUUUUCGAGCUGAACUAUUCCUUUAACCUGUAAAAUGAAGACUUGCUGUCCUUUUCCCCUUUCGAAACAGUGUUUAGUUUCCCCCCAACUUUGUAACGCGGUAACUUAUCGCUCUACGUGUCAGUAUUCUGCACCCUUUGCUUGCUGCCUCUGGCCUUCACCUCCUCCUAAGACAAAACUACAAGUCCCAUCAGCCCCUGCUCUCACUCAUUCCUGUCCUAUGACAGUCUUUGAGGAGAAACUGAUGGAUUGGGUCGCAGGUAGAAGGGGUCGGUCUUGAGGAACAGCGUGAAACAAAGUAAAAGAAAGAAGAAAGGAUGCUUAAACCAGAGAGCGAUUUAUAAGUGACAUUUGUAGCUCUCCCUCUCAAUUUUGAGCGAAAGCAAAGCGAUUGUAUAGUUGAAGAGGGCAAAAAUCUCUUAACCAGUAAACAGUAGCUUUCGGCUAAUCAUCUCAGCUCAUUCAGACAUUGGGAGUGUAUGUAUCACCACAUACUGUAAGAAAUAAUGGCUUCAUGGUAGUUUUUUUGCAUUAUUUAAUACCAUCAUUGGUUUUCCCAUUUAAAAUGUUAGUAAUGCAUUAAAAAUGUUUUUUUCUCCAUUAAAGUAGGAACAUAAGUAUGACUUGACUUGCCGCUCACUUGCCUUAAAAGGUAUUUUUUUACGUUAGAAUGCUUCAUUUUACCAUUCCUUACACAUUAAGCACUAAUGCAAUCAAGCACACUUUCUAAUCAAGUUUCACUUCAUUAAAUAUAAAAUACCUAGUACCCUUUUAGUGUGCACUCGCUGUCAUAUGAAAGCGGCUUUGCCUGGGAUCGGUUCUGUACGGUCUCCUUUUUUAUAGACAAUCAACUCCUGACCCAAACCAAACCGAAACCGUCGACUGAGGCAGAGCCUGUGUGAUAGAGUUUGCAGUGCGUUAGCGGUACAGAAUCGAGGCUUCACGCUUCCCUUACAGCACCCAGCCCCGCACUAAGAAUAUACCAAAGUUACUGAUACAAAUGCACACACAAAUGCACACGUACAUAUUUCCCAAUGAGGGCUGAGUUCUGCAAGGUAACAAAGCUUUUGGAUGCACACAUAUACACAAACACACACACACAAUUCAUAUAUUCACAUGCAAUCCGUUUUCAGUGCAUUAUUUUUGCAGUAGAUCUGUAGAUUCACAGUUGCUUAUUUUUUGUGACCCUUGUCACUUCAUAACAUUUUCAUUAUAGUUUGUUACAUUUCUAAAGUGGUCAAUGGAAACUGCAAAUAUAUAUAUUUUGUGUUCCAAUUUGCUUCAAUAGCAAAAAAAACAAAUCAAUACAAUAGCUUUUCUAUGUUUUUUUUUAACAUGAAAAAAAAAAGAUUUGAUUAUAGUGACUUCACUUCCCGUUUUGUUAGAAAUAUCUACAGAGCAGCAGCCAAGGCAAUAUAACACAUAUUAUAGUGUUAUUUAAACAACUGGAAAAGUCUGUGUAAGAAAUGUGUGCAGUUUGUGUACAUAAAUCAAUCGAUUUUUUUCCAAUUAUGAACCUAAUUGGAAAAAAUCUACUGAUUUAUGUUCACAAUCUGCCCAUUUUUUUUUAAAGAAAAACCUCAUCUACACAAUCGCACAAAAAAACAAAUGAAUGUAUAAAUAAGCAAACUAAUUAAUGAAUGAGCCAACAAACGAAUAAACUAAUGAACGAACCAAUUUAUUUGAAUCCAGAAUCCAGAAGUUCCAGAGAUGACUGACAUGAGCUGAAAUCUGAUUGGCCGACACAGUUAAUGGGGGGGAUUAUGAGGGCGGAGCAACCAUUUGCUUUCCAUUCCACACUCGCGCUUUUCUGUCUUAUUGAAUGUCAGUUUUUCAGCGGCUUCCUCGUACAGGAAGAGCACAAUUACGACUUUUCAGGGGUGUUUCCUGCAUGUUUGUCUGUAAGGGACGGGGCUUUCUGGAGCACGAUGCUCCAAGCUCGGAAUGUAGGGCAAAUCCCACCCCCAACAAACCCAACCCCCAAAACACAAGGUGCCCCGCCCCUCACAGACACUUCCAGUCGCCCCUAAAGGGCUAUCAACCCAGGCAACGCAUCGUGAUCGACCUCACUCCGUGCAAAGCUGGGCGCAGUACUGUAGAUACUGUACAAAGAGAAAAAUGAAUGCGUGACAUGGAAUAAGCAGUGAAUGUGAAAGAGGAAAGAGAGGGAGAGGAGGAACGAAAGGAGAAUGUUCCAAACUGAAGGGUGAAAGUCAAACGCAAAAUUUUGAUGGGUUUCAUCCUAAAGACUGAAUGGACAAACACUCGUUCUUCCCCAGUAUUGAUUUGCAUGAGUUUUGAUAAUGCAACCUCGUGUUUGUGUCGUUUUUCUUGAUUUCCUGUCUGAAGUAUGCAGUCGUUAGCUCUUAUUAAGCGAUAAAGAGCAUGCCCACCUUUUAAAGGUGCACUUUUUCCUGAUCCCUGAUCUCUGCCUGGGGGCCCUGAAUGUAUCAUGUCCUUUGGAAGUGCUGUACAGUAUUGUCAAUGUGGCCCCAUAUCACCUUUUCUUAAAUCAGGGCUCACACCAGUUCGACCUGCCACACCUGCCUUCCCUUGCACCCUUUUCCUUCUCAAUCUAUGUUCUCUGCUGUAGAUAUUCGCUGUUUUUAGGGCAUAAAUCUAAAAAUAGGUCUGUACCACUAGCCUUGUCAUGUGGAACUGUUAUACUUUGAAUUUCCCUUUGAGUUCCUCUUUUUAUAAUACAGUAGUUCUUAUUUAACCAUGUGUUGCAUCUAUUCUUGUGAGGAUUCAAUGAGUAUUAUUAUUAUUAUUAAUAAUAUGAUUACAAUUGUUACAAUUAGCCAUUGUUUUAUAUUAAGCAAUAAGUUGUCUGUGUUCAUUUUUUGGAUGGGGGCUGGUUGUUACAAAUAUGUCUAAAGAUACAGCAAGUGUCACUCUUAACCUGCUUUACCAUAAGAAAAGUACAAAAACUAAUGUGUUUAUGAUGUAUGUACAUCUAUAUACAAGCUGUCACUGUCUGUGUACUUAAAAAACUGAACGUGCAACAAAUAAAAAUGGGUAUACAAAAAGA
Messenger RNA from Puntigrus tetrazona (Sumatra barb), 5112 nucleotides. It is a transcript of the gene ndrg4, whose product is annotated as NDRG family member 4. Gene Ontology annotation, biological process: positive regulation of ERK1 and ERK2 cascade; brain development; signal transduction. The transcript has 18 exons. The record is from RefSeq and is a predicted model, not a curated record. NCBI's taxonomy places the organism in Eukaryota, Metazoa, Chordata, Actinopteri, Cypriniformes, Cyprinidae. The coding region runs from base 156 to 1532 and encodes 458 amino acids. Gene Ontology annotation, cellular component: cytoplasm.